AUGACGAACGAGAAGUUAAAAGUAAAGAAUGAGGUGGAAAGCUUCUUAGCCGUGGAGACGGAAAUGAACAGGGAGCUAGAUUUGGCCGGAGUACAGAUUCCGGAGGAGGACACCGAGUCGGGAAUGACCUCUCUCAGACCGUACGUUGAGAUUUCUGGAUCCAUGAACAUUUGGUCUGCAGUGCCACAGUCCCGAUCCAAGCGCUAUGCCAUCAACCCCCUGGGUCAGAAGUGGGAGCACUUUAACAUCACCUACAAAAUCACCAAGUUCCCCAACACUCUGAACAAAGACGACACCCGCAAAGCCAUCAACAUUGCCUUCACCAUGUGGAGUGAUGUCUCCCCCCUCUCGUUCACUGAAAUCACCCAGCCUAACAAAAGCGCUGACAUCAUCAUUGGCUUCUACACCUUCAACCACACAGACUGCUGGUGGUCCCCACUGCACCCCUGCUUUGACGGAUUAAAUGGGGAGCUAGCCCACGCUUUCCUACCCCCCCGUGGGGAGAUCCACUUUGACAACCAUGAGUUUUGGAUACUGGGAAAAUCACGUUUCAGCUGGAAACAGGGUGUGUGGCUGAAUGACCUGGUCCAAGUUGCUGCACACGAGAUUGGCCACGCCUUGGGUCUGUGGCACUCCCGAAAUCCCCAGGCAUUGAUGCACCCUAACGCCACGUACACUGGACAGCGCAGCAUCUCUCAGGAUGACAUCUGGGGUAUCCAGCGCCUCUACGGCUGCGAGGACAAGAGGCGGGUGUGUGACCCGUGGGCUCGGCUGGGGUUCUGUGAGAGGAGGAAGAGCUUCAUGAAGAAGCACUGCCCUCGUCGCUGUGACCUCUGCCAUGAACCUCUGGAGGUAGAUGUCAUGCCAACAUCCCCCCCGUCAAACAUCAAGACAAAGCUGGUCCCCCGGGGGAAGGUCGUGGGUUUCCGCUGUGGGGCCAAAAAUCCUCGAGGGCCCCCAAAAGUCAGCUGGUACAAGGAUGGGGAGCUCCUCUCCACAUCCAUCCCAGGCUACAUCAUCAUCAAGGACCGGGACCUGCGCAUUGUGGCCAACGAGUUCAACGAAGGCACCUACACCUGCAGGGUCCGUCGGCGCGGCAACGUGGUCUCCGCCAACUCCUGGGCCAUCCGCUUGAAACCAGAGCACGCCUCCAACAGCUAG
Conger conger (European conger) is the source of this 1161-nucleotide messenger RNA. RefSeq names its product matrix metallopeptidase 23bb (gene mmp23bb). The coding region runs from base 1 to 1161 and encodes 386 amino acids. Gene Ontology annotation, cellular component: extracellular matrix. The record is from RefSeq and is a predicted model, not a curated record. Gene Ontology annotation, biological process: extracellular matrix organization; proteolysis; collagen catabolic process. Lineage: Eukaryota; Metazoa; Chordata; Actinopteri; Anguilliformes; Congridae. The transcript is spliced from 8 exons. Gene Ontology annotation, molecular function: metalloendopeptidase activity; zinc ion binding.